Molecule: messenger RNA, 1879 nt
Organism: Coregonus clupeaformis (lake whitefish)
Lineage: Eukaryota; Metazoa; Chordata; Actinopteri; Salmoniformes; Salmonidae
Product: LIM/homeobox protein Lhx5
Exons: 5
Coding region: 657-1844 (395 amino acids)
Biological process (GO): regulation of transcription by RNA polymerase II; neuron differentiation
Cellular component (GO): nucleus
Molecular function (GO): DNA-binding transcription factor activity, RNA polymerase II-specific; RNA polymerase II transcription regulatory region sequence-specific DNA binding
Source: RefSeq, a predicted model, not a curated record
AGCAUGGUUUAUGUUUUGGGUCGACAUGAAGGUAGGUUACCGACCAUUAUUUAAAGGGUUAACCAUGACAACUUGAGUCCUGAUUGGCCACCCAGGCACGGGAAUUAAUGAGAGCGUCACCCAAUCUGAAUACGGAUGCGCCUCUCUCCGGCACAGCCGGGCACAGUGAUGCGAAAAGUGUCGACGUGAGGUGAGCGGAGGCGAAGAAGUGGAACCUAAAAACAAAAGAUGACAACAACAACAAAAUAAUAAUAAGCUACAGCCCGUGUAACAUAUUCUCUACAGCGGGGACGAACAGGCUUUCCAUUUUUACGCAGCCCGUAAAUGAAGAAGAGGACUAUAGGUGAUUUUUUAAUUCAUAUUUUUAUCUUCUGGAUUCUGGAUUGUGACAAGUGCCAGGACAGAACAGGACAGGGGCGUCCAGAACCAGGAGUACAGUAGAGGAACUUCGGGGAGUGUUCGCCUAUAGCCUGCCUUUAAACGGUAGGGGAGAGGGGCUUCUCACCACCCAUCCACCCACCUGACAGAACAUUCGCGCCUGCUUUGUCCCCAACCCCGGAGCCAAGACGUUGCUGCGCGGAGAGCCGCGUGGCCCCAGACCCAGCACCGGAGUCCGCGUGGGAAGGUCGGCCCUCGUUGUCCUCCAGACCGGUGGGAUGAUGGUCCACUGCGCGGGGUGCGACAGGCCCAUCCUGGACCGGUUCCUGCUCAACGUGUUGGACCGAGCCUGGCACGCCAAGUGCGUCCAAUGCUGCGAGUGCCACUGUAACCUGACCGAGAAGUGCUUCUCGCGGGAUGGGAAGCUCUAUUGUAAAAUUGACUUUUUCAGGAGGUUUGGGACGAAGUGCGCGGGCUGCCUCCAAGGCAUCUCUCCCAGCGAUCUGGUGCGCAAGGCGCGCAGCAAGGUGUUCCAUCUCAACUGCUUCACGUGCAUGGUGUGCAACAAGCAGCUGUCCACCGGCGAGGAGCUCUACGUCAUCGACGAAAAUAAGUUUGUGUGCAAAGAAGACUACCUAAGCUCAGGGGCUAUCAAGGAAGUCAAUUUGAAUUCAGUGUCAUCAUGCACAGACAGAAGUUUAUCGCCGGACCUCCAGGACCCGAUACAGGACGACACAAAAGAGACGGACAAUUCCAUGUCCUCAGAUAAGGACAUGAACAAUAACGAGAAUGAGGAGCAGAAUUCGGGCACGAAGCGGCGAGGCCCACGGACCACCAUCAAAGCCAAGCAGCUGGAGACGCUGAAGGCUGCCUUCGUGGCCACGCCGAAACCCACCCGACACAUUCGGGAACAGUUGGCCCAGGAGACGGGACUCAACAUGCGGGUUAUACAGGUAUGGUUCCAGAACCGUCGGUCUAAGGAGCGGAGGAUGAAGCAGCUGAGUGCUUUAGGGGCGCGGCGGCACGCCUUCUUCAGAGGGCCCCGGAGGAUGAGGCCCCUGGGGGGACGACUGGAGGAACCAGACAUACUGGGGCCUGGGGCCUAUGGAUACUACACAGAGUACCAGGGCGACUACUAUGGAGCAGGGGGAAACUACGACUUCUUCCCCCACGGCCCUCCCUCCUCUCAGGCUCAGUCUCCAGCAGAAUCCCCCUAUAUCCAUGGAGGGGCCAUGGAGGGCUCUGUGUCAGCCCACCACCCCUCUGAUGACCAGAGGUUCACGGACAUGAUCUCCCACACAGACACCCCCAGCCCCGAGCCCGGCCUGCCCAGCUCCCUGCAGCCCGUCCCUGGAGAGGCGUAUGGAGGGGGGCCCAGCCCACCUUUCUCCCUGGCUAGUAACUCUAGCUACAGCGCCCCCAUGUCCCACCCCGGACAGGAGAUGGGAGAGACCACCGUCUGGUAGACUAGAGGGGGGACGUCUGGAUCUGGGAUCAGAGG